Porites lobata is the source of this 36715-nucleotide messenger RNA. NCBI's taxonomy places the organism in Eukaryota, Metazoa, Cnidaria, Anthozoa, Scleractinia, Poritidae. The record is from the annotation of a GenBank genome assembly.
CGUGUCUAGGCAGAACACGUAGGCUUUCUUCUGAUGCACGUUUAAAACUUGCAAAGCACCAUAGAAUCUACGGAAUAACAGCCGGAUGCAAUAAAGAUUGUUGAAAGACAGCGGACACACGGUAAAGAUGAGCGGAAAGAUCUUCGCUGGGACGGCAUUUUUAACUGUGAUGCUUUUACUAACGUGGGCUUUGAGAUCUUCUAGUGCCCCAGUGAAACAAACACGGCAAACGGUAAGAAAUGAUAAGAGCAUGUAUUUAUUAAACACUCUGUUAGAAAACAAGAUAGUUCAAGAACUUCUUUCGAUUGCCUUUAAUUAAUCAAAAGUAGCGAGUUAAGCUGCCUGGUGAGCGCAUGUCCUUGUUGGAAUCGAACAAGAUGUCUUUCAUUACAGGCACCUUGGCAAGUCUUCAUCGCCUUUAACCGAAAUAACUUCCUACUCCCCCGGAGCGGGGGGCGGGGGGGAGGGAGAGAGACAAGCAAGGAAACUUUGGGUAGAGGUUGGCCGCCGAAGCCUUCAAACCCUGAUGCUGUUGAAGACAAAAUCGCUGUUUUCGCAAACUCUGUUUAAGAACUUAAUUAGUUUAUGACCCUGAUUCGUUUCGUUUUGUAUAUUUAUUUGUUUUAAUUUUUUUGCCACACAAAAUAAAUUACGUAUAGCAAGUAGAAUUAAAAGCAUAACUAAACAGAUAAAUAACAUUAAAUUAAAAUUAUACAGCUGGGAAGGAGUGACUGUGGCCGGGAAAUCUCCGAGAAGCCAUCGAGCUUAUGAGGACUAGCGAUUUCCCUCCAUGGGCAAUUUAAAUACUGGCUUUUCAAAAAUAUAAGAAAACAAGACGUGUAUUUUAGGAAUAUAAGUAUGUAUACUGAAAAAAUAUUGAUAUGUAGGUAAUCAGAUAUUUAAAAGCUGCAUCCUGUCUGACCCCUAACAGUCAGUCGCUUAAAUACAUUAAGGUCGGGGGAUGUUGUUCGGUAAAGAAUUACCUAUUCUAGAACCUUGAAAGAGGAUGGAAAAUUUCUUAAUAUUUGCUCUACAAGUAUGAGGUCGGUAAAAGUCAGAGUAUCUGGUUGAAUAUCAUUGAUAAAUUUGAUUUCCAUCAGACAGAGGUCUUUGAACGUGUUGCGGCCAUGAUUAUGCAAACUGUAUGUUAUACAGAAUUUUGAAAUUUCGAAUGAAGUUCAUGGAAUAAAAUUUUUGGUAUCACAAAUGUAGACCACUUAUCGCCAGCCUUCACACUCUUUUAAAGGCUUUUGGUCCAAAAAGAUACACUGUUCAAGAUGCAGAAUAGUAAAAUUGUACCCUGUUUAAGACUAGAAAGCCACACUCUGCUCAGCGGCACACAACCGUUUCAUUUUAGGCCAAAUGAGGGCGUGUCCCACGGGCUUCCCGAUUUUAGAGUAAAGUUCACUUACAAGUGUAAGGUACAUCCGAAUGUAAAAAUAGACCUAUUUUAUCUUAAGUAGAGGCCAGGGUGUUUAGUUGAAUGCAGAGGUAAUUUCACGAUUAUUUGACCACCUAGAGGAAGAGAUGAUGUCCCCUGGGGGUGAUCAUUUGUUGCUUAUACCAUAUGAAUAUGGGGUGUCUCAAUGGUCUUAAAGUGGAGUUUGGAAUCAAAGCCUGUGCUUGACAAGACCGCGGGUCCUAGUCAAUUUUAUAAUAGCCUCUCACGCUGGCGUUUUUAGGGGAAUCGUGGAGGAAAUACGACUCCCUUAAAAACGCCGCGUGAGAGGCUGGUGAUGGCCAAUCAUAUCAUACAAAGGCCGUUUUUUUGUGAGCAGUGUCGCGUAGUCAUACAAGCUAAAGGAGAAAAAUAUUUAAAGCUUGAAACAAUUCUUGAGGUCCUCUAAUAAUGAAACCUUGGUGUAUGUAAACUUCGUUCAAAUUAAACAACUGGCCAAAAUGGUCAAGUAUUUAUUGGGAGUUAGAGGAGGCGCCCUUCGCCAUUGAAAGGCAUGAUGGUAGGGCUAUUUUCAAUAUACAUUUGCCUUAAAUUCCAAAGUUAACUGUGUCUUAUUCCACAAAUAGAGUCGAGUGGUAUUAAAAGUGGACGUAAAGGAAGUAACAGACUAUACCUUAUUAUAGGAGAUUAAUAAAUUAUCAUGAAAUUAAAACUCACGUUAGUUUACUUUUACGCUAUUAAUAAUUAAUUUCCGCGCCAUUAGUAAAAUGGAGCGUCAAUUUCCAUGACCAAAAGGUGGUGGAGCAUGAGCUACAUUAAUUUUGAAGGUCUGAAGAUCCUGAAGAUGUGUUUUCCAUCAGACACUGUUCAGAAGGAUUUUUAAAGAAUUCCCACACUUGCGAUUGAGCAAGGGUAGAGGGUAGACUUGCUAGUCUUUAUGAUAUCGACAUUUCUGCUUUAGUAUUCUAUAGACUCUCCCUCCCCUCAAGAAAAAUUGGGGAGAGUGAUUUUUUGUAGGGGAGAGGAUGUCUUGCACACAGGCCUUUUUAUAUCCUUACGACAACUCUGUUAGUUAACUGUAAAAUGCGCAGCCCAAGCCUUGCAAGCAGUGUUAACCUAUAAAAGCCAACAAUUGUUUUUUUUGUUUUGUUUUGUUUUUUCAUUGUAGGCGGAAUUUUUAUUGAAAUUUGGCUAUAUUCAAAUGAAUGAUACAGACAACAAUAGAGAGGUACCAGAUGUGAACUCGCCCCAAUUUAAGGCUUCCUUAAGAAUCCUUCAGAGGUUUGGAAAUAUUCCCGUGACAGGAAGAAUGGACGCAGCAACUAUCGCUCUUAUCAACACUGACCGAUGCGGCGUCAAAGAUCCACAGAGUAAUGCUGCUGGAAGGUUUAAUUUACAGGGAACUAAAUGGAAGAAGAGGGUAAGUUAUGAAGGAUAUUCCUUAGCACUGCAUUGUGCAUCCUUACUGUGCCGCCCAUACCAUAAACUCAAAUAAGCCCCCCAGGUGUAGGCCUAUCUUCCUCUAAACGAAUUAACAAAAUAAGUCUAAUUAUAAGCCCCCCCCCCCCCCCCCUCGAAUGUAAGCCCCUCUCUGGCUUGUGGUGAAAUGAAUUUGAUUUAUGACGUUUUGAACCUUAAUUAAAAGCCAGUAAAUGCAAAAUGUAUUUGUAUCUGAACUGCCAUAACUUGUUUCAUUCCUCCUGUACGGAAGGAGGGAGACUACUCAGAUCAGUUAGUGUCACAUGUUUUAGAUUGGGCGAGAACAAAUGGAAUGUCUUGCAAUCCAAGCAAAUCUAAAAAAGUUGACAGUUAACAAGAGAGGCAACCCUCGAUCUCUAUUCACCUUUUGGGAGGACCCAGCUAGCUACCUAGCUGUAAAGAAGUAGAGAUUUUGGGGGUCACCUUGUAAUGCGACAGCAAAUUUUCAGUGCACGUGAAGAACAAACUUAUUACAGCUGUAAAGGUAUCAAAUCCCUAUACAUCCUUAGAACGCUGCGAAACGAGGGGUACAAUCAGUCAGAAAUAGACCUUCUCUUCAAUACUAUAGUUCUACCUAAUAGCGGAGCUCUCGCGCGCGAAGCGCUCCAGCGGAGCACCAUGGGUAAGAAAAUUUGGUAAACUAUCCAUCCGAUAAAAUUUGGUUAUGACGUAGCGUACGCCCGCCCGCCCGCCCACCCGUACACACACUUCAUGUAAGCCGAUGUCAAGUGUCACACUUGUCAGGACCGUGAAAUAAAUAACAACGGAGACUAAUGCCGCUGGAAGAAAAACAUGAAAAUUAUAUAGCGGCGGUUAGAAAAUGAAGAAUGCUAGCGGCUACUAAUGUGAAAAAGCAGCGGCAGUAAAAAAAUAGAAUGAACAGGAACACAAACAUUUCCUCCAUAAAACGCGUAAAUAGGAAGCUAAAAGAAGUUUCACGUUAGUCGUGUAAAACAACGGUAAGGAAAUGUACAAAAAAAAAACUGCUGCACGUGCAGAGUUGUUUUUUUGCUAAUUAGAAAAAAAGUGUGCUGCACGUGCAAAGUUGUUUUUUUGCUAAUUAGAUCUAUUGUUGUUGUUUUUAGCGUUUUCUUUGCUUUCAACUUGUCUUUCGUAUUCAUCGAUUUUAUAUUUUCUUUGAGGAAUCCAUAAAUAUUAAAGAGAGCUUCGCUUUUAGCCCUGGCUAAAUCUAUAUAUUAUUAAUUAUGUAUUAUCCGUCUACGUUGCGUCCGAUUCCGAUCUUACACUGUGCAAUGUUUCUUGGACCGCUGUUUUAAAAGAAAAUACUCGUCUAAGCCUGUAACUGUAUAUGAUUUCUUAGAGAGGCAAGAUAAAAAUUUUUUUUGAAAAGUUUCAAACUCUAUAGGACAUCCACUCUCAUCUAUAAUGACUCGCGUUAAACCGUCUAGCUACCAUCUUAGGAAAGAAACUUGUUAUAAACGUAACAUUAAUACAAUGCGUUUUAAAAGCUCGUAUAUUAAUACCUUUCUAUACUUUUUACUAUAUGUAAAAUUUCUUAAUUAAAUACACUUGUAACACUGAAAAGAUAUGCAUUUUUAACUUUUGAAGAAUAAAUAGUUAUUAUCAUUAUCAUUAUCAUUAUUUUUAUUUUUAUUUUUAUUAUUAUUUAUUAUUAUUAUUAUUAUAAUUAUUAUUAUUAUUAUUAUUAUCAUCACGGUGUUGGUAUCAGGCGGUUUUUUGUUUAAAAAAUACCUGUAUAUGAAGAGGGUUGUAGACUGGAAAGUUUGAUAGGAAGAGUUAGUGGAACUUUUAUUAAAUAGCCUAUCGCCUUGCUGUAAAUUGCUGUAUUUCACUUCUUCGUUGCAGCUUUUAACCUACCGCAUCCUCAACUUCACCAAAGACGGAAUACCAGACUCCGUUCAACGAAGAAUCUUCUAUAAUUCAUUCCGCUUGUGGCAAUCCGCUGCUGGGAUAGAUAUAAGAGAAUGCGAUCAAUGCCGCGAGGCAGACAUUCUUAUCAGUUUUGUUCAAAGACGACAUAUUGACCGCUAUCCGUUUGACGGCCAAGGUGGAACAUUAGCGCAUGCGUUCUACCCUCUAUCCAACAAAGGUAACAAUCAUUCUCGUCUCAUGAACCUGUCGUUUCUUUUGGUCACGGGGUCUUGAAACGACGGGCUCGGGAAGCAGCCGUUACCGGAUGUCAGAACAUUUCUGACAUCCGGUCGCGCAUGUGCAGAAGUUACAAAUGACACUUGCUUAUGUUCCAUUAGGCUGAUAUAGCAACAGGACGGGAACGUCAGUUGACGACGGGAAAGCGCGCGAAAAGGACUGAACACGACUUCCGGUGACCAAUUUGCAGCUCUCCUAUUGGUCAAGCCAGUUGUUUAAUUUGCGCGCGCCGUCGUCAUUUGACGUUCCCGUUCUGUUGCCAAAUCAGCCUAUUAUCGUCCCAAGAGCCGGUCGUUUCUUUGACAAAUUAAGCCGAGUGGCUCUGGGGACUAGAAUGAGGUAAGAAUCAGCUCAAGUUCGUUCCCAGCGUCAUUCCAUACUCAUCCACAUUGCGGGUGACAAUCGCUAAACUCUCAAGAACGUAAAUGAGGGACUACUUGUUAUCUUUCAACUACUAUAUGGAUAUUCCCCUUUUAUCAAUUAAUUAAUUAAUUAAUCUUCUCACUCAUUUUGUGUUUUCAUUACGAUUACAUUCGUAUGUGAGACAUUACUGACUAACUCGAGAACAAAAUAGACCAGUCUCCUCCGCCCGGCCGUUCAAUUCGGCUCUUACAGAUGAGCUUUAACUCGAACAAUAUUUUUGUUAACUAACUAACGCUGACCGGAAGUGACCAGCCAGACCAUUCCCGUCGUUAUGAGAAUUUCACUUCUUAUAAAAACUACUUAGUCAAUCAGUCUUAAAUAUAUGCACGAAGGAGGAACUCUUGGAAAAAUCCUGAGAUUUGAUUUUCAAAAUUACUGGUCAGGUCAUGGUUUAGCCGGCCAUUCAAUCUGACCUUUGGAAAGUGCCCUAAUCAUAUUAUUUCCAUUUUCGAUCAGGUCUCUCGGGCGAUGCACAUUUUGAUGAUGACGAGCGAUUCACUACUGGGACAAGCGACGGUGUCAAUUUGGACUGGGUGGCUGUUCAUGAGUUUGGACACAGCCUGGGUCUGGAGCAUUCCAGCGUAAGGGAAUCCAUCAUGUAUCCUUGGUACAAGGGAUACCAGGGCCCUAAUAUUGAACUGACCCAAGAUGACAUCCAGGGUAUUAGGGCAUUAUACGGUCCGAGUAAGCGUCUCUGUUUGUUUUUUUUUCAUGAAAGAUUUACGUCACCAAAAUAUUCUAGUAAAUGCUAUCUCGUUUCCUUGCUUUGUAUUUAAAGACUAAGGCCCUGUCCACACUUUGAAUGCGUUUUCGUUGUCAUCGAAAACGCAUCAAUCGAUUCGCUUCCACAGUUUCGUUUUGAUGCUUUUUCGACUGUCCACAAUAAAUCGUUCGACGUAAGUUGAACCCUAUGCUGCAAGCACACGCGCCUGCGAUAUUUUGGGUCAUCAUUUUCAUUUUGAUGCGAUUUCGACCGUUUUCGACCAUCCACGACCAUUCACACUAAUACGAUAUGUUUGCGUUUAAACUUUGAUCCACUUUCAAGAGCGAUUUCAAAUCGCUGCGUUUUCGAUGAAAACGCUAAGCGUAUUAGUGGGGACAGAAGGCCUAAACGCAUCGAAAUGUAUGCGUCAUUCAAACAAAAACGCAUUAAGUGUGGACGAGGCCUAAAACUCUUCAUUUUUAAGGUCAUUUAAAAGAGAGAAAUAAAAUAGAUGCGGUAAUAAGUGUUUUGGUUUUUUUUUUUCUAAACCAUUUGAAAGCUAACAAGCCUUUAUUUUUUAGAACCGACUGUUCGUCUACUGACAGCACCAACAGCAAAGACCACGCCUAAAGCCGAAACCACGAAACGCCCGCGAGUAACUUCGCCAUCUACCACACGCCCGCCGGUUACUACGCCUUCUACCCGACGCCCGCGGGUCUCCACUCCUACUCCUCGUCCUCUCUGUAACAGUUCCAUUCGUUAUGAUACAGUUUUUGUCGGCCCCGAUAGAUGGACCUACUUCUUAGUGGGGGAAAAAUUCUGGAUGGUCUCCAAAAGACUUCGCAGGGAUGGUCCUUGGCUUAUUAAGCAGGUGUGGAAGGAAAUAGAGACUCCAGUUGAUGCUGCCUAUCUCAACAGUCAAAAUCACGUCGUGUUCUUCAAAGGAUCAAUGUAAGACAUUGGACUCUUUAUGACUAAUCGCCCAGGAUCAAGAGUUAAUUUUCUUCCCUAGGAAAAUCUUUUCAAUCGUAUCGGGAAAGACACUUUGGAGGGCUUUCAAACUUAGCUGGUUUCCCGAGGAACUAUUGUAGUGGUUAAGUGAUUUGUUAUUAAGUACUCAUUGAUUUUUGCAAAUUUUAACGUAGCGUUGCACUUGAUCGCUGUUUAAAAAUAAGGAUUUGUUCACACUAUACCCCAGCUUUUGGUGCCGACAAAAAAUGCUCUCCGGUAUAUUAUGAAUACCUAUCCGAUAUGUGACGCUCCACUUUAGAGAUCGGCGCUGAGCAGCUUCGCUCCUUUACAGAAAUCGCGCCGAAAUCACCGUUCUCUCGUGUGAACAGAAGCCCUAUCUGCACGGUUUUCGUGCGGAACAGAGCACAGCCAAGGCUUUGUUAUUUAUUACUGUAAUACGCUUGGUGUGGACGCGUAUUUUCGUUUUAAAACAAAUAUCCGUAUACAUGAAACGAGGCCUUAGUGAACUCUGACCUUGUCAUUUUCCGUCUUAUCUUUAGGUUCUGGGAAUAUGACUACAAACCAAAACUUUUGAGAUCCGGGCAAAUCAACAACUACGGAAAUAGACCGUUCAAAGGAGAUAUUGCCAACUUAGACGCGGUCUUUAUCUGGGAGAGAAACAGUCAAACUUACUUCUUCAAAGGCAAUAAGUACUGGAAGUAUGACGACAGAACCAGAAGGGUGUAUACCUACGGAUACCCUAGAGAUAUUCAAAGAGCAUGGAAGUUUCCUGGAAAAAUUCGAGCGGCCGUCAAAUGGAUGAACGGUCUUAAUUACGUGUUCUGGGAUACAACUUAUACGAAGAUGAACAGGGGGAAAGUAGGAAAAGCCGCAGGAUAUCCCCAGGACAUUGCAAACAGGUGGAUGAGGUGCAAUUCAAAAGGAAGAGAUCUGUUUCCAGAGGAUCCGUAAUCAAUUUAAAAAUAUUAUGACUGAAAACAUAUCAAAAAAAUUAAGAACCCAUGUGUCCGGUGAAUAGUAUCACUUUGGGAAGCUAAAAAUGCAAUUUUUUCAAAGCAAUAUGCUCAAACUGUGGAACACUUCUAUCAGAAUAGACGUUAGCUGAUGUUAAUAAGCCAACAAUCUUCAACCUUUUGACUGAUAAUUGCUGUUAAAAUGGAGUAAUCAGGCGCGGAACCGUUUCUACACGACCUGCAUUCUUGGGCUUUGGUAUGUCAAUUAAACGUAGAUAACUGACCAAACUGUUAUUUAGACAAUCGUUCCCCUCCCAUUCCCGUCACAGAAAAGAAUUUUCGCGCAAAACUUCGCGCUUCGCUUAGGUCACGCGCGCCCUACAAGGCUGACCGCGCGCGUGAUGGCGUCACUUUAGCAACACCCAAAGACGAAAGCUAAAAAUUAAAAUUUGUUUCGUGGAAUAAGUUAGGAAGUUUUAAGACCAAAUCGGGUCAUAAUGACAAACAACAAAUAGACGAAAUAAUAUUGACUCUGGUACUCUGCAAAGAUUUGGUUUCGAUAAGGUAGAUUGGCCACCGUAGGGGGGAUUGAGUAGUACUGCCUCCUUCAGGCUGGCCAAGGCUUAGUUGGGAGCACUUGUGACAAGAGAGAAGCGCGAGAGGGAAUGAUGGGAACGUCUGAUGAUCUUUUUCCUUCCUACAGCGUCGUGGACCGGUCGAUAAAUUUCGGGGAAAUCCACCAUCUUGGAUUCACGAUUUUCCAGUCGCUUCGCUGUUUUCCUACUUCCAAUCUCUCCUUUGGUCAUCGCUUUUCUUAAUAAUCCCCAAAAAGUGAUUGCAGAUGACUGGGACGGGGUAGUGAGAAGUUGACGUUUUGAGUUCUAGCCUUUUUGUCGAGUGAUUCUGAAAAAUUGUGGGCUGCGGGCUGUGUGUGGUUCAUAUACCGAGCAUGAUGGAGCUAUGUUAUGCUGGAAAGGUGGUAAGGUGAAAAACAAGAAUAAAUUCGCUGAAUAAAAAGCGUUCGUUGUUUCUCGCGAAGAGGGUUAUUAAGGGUCUGCGCCUUGCGUGUUACUUUGAUGAAGAAUUAAACUACGGAUUCUCAUGUUUUCGCUGGGAUAUUUAGCGAGAUUAAAAUGGCUCGCUAGGGUUUCGAUAAGUAUUCGUCGUUUCUUUCAACAUCUCGGAGAUGUUUGCGCCAUUUUAAUCUCUGUAGUCAUUGCAGCCAAAACAUGGGAAUCCUUUCCAUGAUGCUUCGGUGGCGAAUAAAUUAGAGCCAAAAUGUUUUUGAUUUCGUAAUCCCCUAAUCCUAUAGGCUAAAUCCCAAAGGAAACAACGAACGUUUUUCAUGUUAAGAACAUACAUUACCGGUAUGUAAGCCACACACAACACUCAGGAUAAACAAGAGAUUUAAAAUUCACGUACUGGAUACUACGCCAAAAGUCUCCCCUAGACGUAGAAAGGUUUGUCGCUACGACAGUACGUAAACCUACCUGCUACGCACAAUAGACCAAGUUCUCGGAAAAUUACUUCCGGUUGUUGUAGUAAAGGCCGCAGAAGCGUUUUGCCUUUUUGUGAACAGGCUUACACAAAACAACACAACUGCACAAAGCAACGCAACUAACGCAACUCAACUCAAUAUAGCCCAGGUUGUAAAACGCGCAAUAUAUUCAAUACGCUGCAAAUUGCUCAAUACGACUUCUAUAAUUGGUGUACUCGUAUAUUAAUUAAUGUUGUAAUUGUUCUACUCAUAUCUUGUUAUCUGCUGACUGUAAAUGUUUUACUGAUCAGUUUGUUUGAAGCUGGGUAACGAACGGUCUUGCACAGCUUUUUUUGCGCGCAAAGACAGUAUAAAACCAUCAUCGCGCCUGUAACACGAGCAGACCUCGUUAAUGUGCUUGACAACAGAAGAAAUUUUGUUUGUUAAGGUUUACAACUCGCCCCUGACUUGCACACGUCCCUUUUACGACAGAAUGGUACAGAUUUUACUGCACAGUUUACGGAGUAUUGCUUAACAUGUCGCGGACGUGUUCGUGGGACUGAUAACAGUUUUUCGUUGGCCAACCGGCGCCGGGCUGUUAGACAAAAAAGAUAUUGCGCCGUAUGGAAUUAUGGCGUAUAUCGCGUAAAUUGCGCAGUUUACAAUUUUUGGUAUACCGCAUCACGUAGUGUUGCGCAACAUAUUGAGCAGUCUGUAGUUGACCUGCGCAGCUGACACAAUACCGCAGUAUAUGUCGCAGUUUUACAACUUUUGGUGUGUAUUGCGUUGCGAGCAACAAGCCUACGUGAGUAGACCUUGAUCACGUACACCGUCUCUGUUGUCACCAAGGAUAAAAACAUGGCGAGGUCGCACCAAAACCUUUACAAUAUAUAUAUAUAUAUAUAUAUAUGUUCAAUCACUCAGUAACUUUUACUUGAGAGUGCCUCCCUGAACGUCAUUUAUGUAUCAUGAGCCGUCCCAUGAUUUCGAACUUGUGACUUUGCAACCAUAUGCCUUUCCCUCAGUUUUUAACUGUUCUAGAGAUAAAAUAGUUCUUGUUCUUGUUUAUCUGUAGUCUCUAGUCAUUGUGGUCAAUUUUAGUUUCUUUAAUUCUCCUUUUACUUUUAGUUGUAUUUUAAUAGUUGUAUUUAUUUCCUGUAAACAUGACCCUUCUAGAUUAGCUCAGCUACCCUCGCGGGCAUGUUAUAAUUGUACUUUUACCUUACAAUACAAUUAAAAAAUGUAUGUAUGUAUGUAUGUAUGUUAGUGAAUUUUGCUUGUGAAAAACAGGUCUUGAUUGCGAAAAAGGUGGUGGUUUACUCGCUGAAUAUGGUGCAAAAGGUUUUUUUUUUUUCCAUCAGCUAGUCUAGAUCAACAUCACGUACUCAUUAGUAUCUCUCUGUGUCUUUUGGACGUGGAUUAUGGCUCCGCACGCCCCGAGAUCCCAACCAUUAUAGUCAUUAUAUAGGCUUAAAAAAUGUGGCGAAAAUAGUUUGCGUUUCUUCUGCACGUUUUCAACUAGAAUUAUUCAAACUAGUUGAGGUUUUUUUUAUAUUUUUCAGUUAAGUUGUAAAAUUAUUUUGGAUGGGAGAUAAAUGUUUAUAAUAGAUUGACCAUCAUUUACUCCUGGGGGAGGGGGUUUACUCCCGGAGAUAUUUGGGUGGAAGUGUGCGUAUGUUUUUGCAACCCUUGCUCGUUUCAGACCAAAAUACUGUGCCAUUUGACCAUUUAAUUUUUUGUAAUAUGAUGGACCAGACUUCUAAAGCUCGCCAUACUCGACCCCAGUGCGCACGCUUCUGAAACAGAAGAGAUCUGGGAUCGAGAUUGUGCAGCACGCGCACUCUAGCUCAUGUUCUCAGAAACCCAGCACGUGCGAGGUUAAUGGUUGUGUCUUGAGAAGGCUUCAAAUUUAUCAAAGAGAUAAGCAUAAGUAAAAUGUAGUGUCUUGUAAAAUCUAUACACAAUUCCAGACCAGACAAUAUUUCAGAGCACAACUUUGAUCUCUCCAGUGUCUGACUAGCAGGUACUGUAUGUCUUAAACAAGGGGUACCCCUAAUAAAACGAGGGUCCACUCCACCAAGCCAGUAUAGCACGUAAAACGAGCCCAUCAGGGCUCCUGCACGUGACCACAAAAAGAUGUUCUCUGAAAUUCAACUCUGUGUUAACUUCAGCCAACCUUGAACUCAGUAAGAGACCGGAAGGAAAGAAAUCUUUGGAACUAGCAUAACUUUUUUCUACGUGACAUCCGCAGCCGUUUUGCCGAGAUGGUUUCAAACGGAUUGUUUAGGGGAGACAUCACGCCAAUUCUCAUAAACUGACACGGAUUCAAUGACCCGAUAAAUUAGAAAUAAGUCAGUUGUCGCAGAGCCUUGCGAGGCUCCGAGAGAGUGGCUAAGAGAAUGUAAGUAAGGACGCAGUUUGUGUUUUAGUGAGUAUAUAAGCAAGUUACAUUACCGUCUUCAUAAUUUACAGCCUGCACUUUAUUGGCUAAUAUCGCCUUCUCACAUGUUCGUUCUUUAUAGUAUAUAUAGUAGUGGCCUUAAACGUUCUUUUAAAGAGAUAAUUUUGUUUACUACACAGGCAAAUUUAUCAUUAGUAGUGUUGUGAUACCAGACCACUAUCACGGCAAAUCUUCUGAUUUCACUUAGUGUGAAUCGUGCACAGUAUAUCAGUGACAAUCAACACUGAAGACUGGUCGAGACUUCCUGAACGUCAUUCAUCAUAUGAUUCCCAACUUAACGAUAUCUGUAAGGAAACGCUAAUAGCCUAUACUUCUUUAAUUGAAUACUGCAUUUAUUGAUAAGGACGCUUUUAACUGUCGACUGCGUUUGGCAAAAAGACAAGUUUUGACUGACGACGAAAGGCUAGGACGGUUCGAGAGAGAAAGUUGUGCUUGCAUUCCUUGGUGCAGGUUAUCUCUUUCAGCUCCGGCUUUCUCACGUACAAAUUCCUCUAGGAAUCUUCUCUGGAAUCUUUCAGCUAGUUCGCUUGUCAAAUUAAGAUUAAAAAGUUGUGCUUAAUUCUAACAGAGUGUGGGUAGAUCACUCGGGUGCCUACUGAUUAGUUCCAGGGUACCUACUGUCCGGGUUCUUGGCCGGGAAUUUCCCAGUUUUAAUACAGUAGAGAUUUGACUUUCCGUUUAACCCGUCUGUCAGUUCUGGAAAGUAUCCUUAACAAAGAUUGGCCUAACAACCAUAAGCCGGGGAUGUAAGGGCAAAAUUAAGCGACUAAAACCCCAGGAACUAAUAUCUUCGUUUAGUACUCCAAGCCUUCCCAGUCAUGCAUGUUUUGGCUUCUUGUUCUCUUUUUCCUCACACAGCCGGCUCUUUUAAUAUAAUAUUGUAUUCUCCCUGCCACCAAUCAGAGAAAUUCAAAAGAUCAAAUCUGCGGAGGAGAUCAUUGUCUAAUAAUUAAAUUCAGCCAUCCAUCUUUUACGGUGCCAUCGAGGAUACUAGUUUGUAUUUUAUUUUUUCGGCUUCAGUUGUUCCUAAUUCAGCAUAACGCUAUAAGUGGUUCUUUUAACUAAGAUACAACCGGCGUUUAAUUGUCACAACCAAAUUCCUGAAUCUUGAAACUUGGCACAUCACUAACGUCUCAAUGGGUUAAGGAAGUAAAUAUGAGGUUUUACAAGUGUGCCGGUUUACAUGAACAAGUGAUGAAAACAUGUAAACACUAAAGGCUAGAGUCUCAAGUCUGACAUGCGUGGGUGGCGAGUGAUACGGGACAAAACGCACGAUGAACAGGAAAUUAGGAAGCAAAUAAAAGUUGUGUGAAUUUGCAUUGAACCGAAAUAAUUUCCGGCAUUAAAUGAGAUAUUUUUUUUUUCGCAAAUGUAGUGUCUUUCUCUAAGUGUUCUGGCCAAAAAUUUUAUCAAGAAAAAGUGCCUUAGUUUUUUGUUGUUUAAAAAUUGCAGUUAAUUAAUCGCGCAUGCUGGCAGAAAAUAUGUAACUUACAUUCCGGGUGAGAACAGAAAGCAUAUGAGGCAUAUAUUUUUGUUUUAGCGUUGUUGUUGCUGUUUUUUCUGUGAUUUUCAUAUUUUGAAAUGCCGUGGAUUUGAAUUGAGGGGAACUGGUUUGAAGAUAUUCCUGAAACAUUUCAGAUCACGUCAUAAACAACAAUGCUUACAGGUGCAUAGCUAAUCUAAGCCAUGAUGGCACCAAAAAUUACGUAAAUCAUCAUUAGUACAAAACCGCAAAAGAGUGUUUUUCCUUGGAAGAUUAAUUUGUAGCAUCGAAACUGAAAACACUUGAAUAUUGGACGGUCGUCGGAUAAACUUCUUACUAAGUUUCUAAAAACUCACGAAAACUGCACAAAAAUUUCCCCUACUGAAACAUUAAUUAUGUUUUUGUUUCAGUUGAGGGUUUAAGUCCCAAAGAGCUAAAAAUACACACCAAAGGUGUGGAAUACCUUUAUAUAAAUUUUCUAACAAAACAUAGGUGGUUUUUUAUUGUCGAAGCUUGACAAAGUAAGUCCGGAUUUCCUUAGGUUUGUCAUCACAUUACCUCCACCUACUGCCUUCCAAAACAGCAGGAUCUGUUUUUGUCUUUAAAGGCGGAAAGCCAACAUUGUUCGCUAUAAAAGAGGCAAAUUACUCUACGCCAUUAACUUAAGCCUCUGACCUGAAUUGACAGAGCAUCAGUAGCUCGCAGCUCUCAACGAGAUCACUUAUAAUUACCUUCUUGUGAAACUUCGUUUCUUGAUCAAAACGUUCAGUAAGUCUUGAUAUUUGCCACCUAAUUUUGACGUCCUGAUUGAAACAAUGACAAGAUUUUCGCUGUUACUGGUUGUUUUAUGUACAAUCACUGUACUAUCUUGUGGAAAACCUACCCUACCGACAUCGUCGAAGGUUUUGGUAAGUUGUCUUUACUUAACUUGCAUAUGCUGAUAUUUCGCAGCGACAUUAAGGCCGACAAGUGGAUUAAUCUGUCUGCCGAUUGUAGAGUUGUCAAGCCAUUGUCUAAUAUACAGAGAAAAAAUUUGGCGGAUAUAAUUUACGCCUUAAGUAUUAAGUGCAGUGGCCAUAGCGUUAUCCAAACUAUUUGAACGGUUAAAGGUCUUUUUCUGUGUUUUUAUGUUCAAUAAACUUGAAUGUCUUAGAAUAGAGCGUUAGUAAACUGCAAUCGAUAUGUUCCUUCAUUUCUACUCUGAGUUAAAAUCGCGGUUAGCUUCUAAAUCUCAACGAAAAAAAGAGUAAUCGACAACUGUCAGUCUAGAAUCAGUACACGUAAUAUAUUACUGUAGGCUUUUACUGCCAGAAUGUAUUAAUUCAUAAAAAGCAAAAGUAGUGGGCCGUCAGUGAUGAAAUUCUUUCGUUUUGUGUAAAUUUACCCCGUUAAUUAUGGGUUUAAUCUGUUACUAAAAUAGCUUAUUUUCCUGAUGCAGAGUCCCGCUGCCCUUCUAAGUUAAAUUGGGGCUUUUUGGUCAAAAAUUUUGAAAAAGCCGUUAAACUGAGAUACGACAAGUUUUACGCAGACAGCACAUCUUUGAAAAUUAAACAAAAAUUCCAUAUAAUAAAAACUGAAACAAAGAUCGGUCAAAGAAUUAACAUCUUGAUAUAGGACGAGUGAAAGCACUGCUUGGUAACUUAGACAACAGUUUGAAGAUCGAUUGCUCCAGAUUGCGUGACCUAGUAAAUCUCGUUGUAGAUUCCAUAUUGUACAUAAAUUUCACGCUGAUACAAAGUCAAGUUUUCUGACCUUAAACUCUUAAAGGGAAUCACGGUCAUUUCUUGAAAUUACAAGCCUUUGUUUUAUAAGUGUUUUCAGUGGCAAUUAGCCGUAGAAUCUCUGAGUGCUGUAUGAAAAUAUUCAUAAUGCUCUCAUCGUAAGGUAGCAAAAUGUGCAGUAGGUUUGUUUGGAAUUUACUAAUGAAUUUUACACAGAAGAAUUUCAUUCAAACAAGAAAGGAAGCCUUCUCUUCCUGUGUUUAUAGUUUCGAUGACAAAAGGAUAGAUUUUAUUAAUCUGACGUCAUGUCUACGUAACAUCUUCAUAUUGCCUUUAGGGCGGGAGCCACAGGAACAAACGCAGAACCUACAGAGCAAACCAACACAAAACCGGAACACGUGCAUAAAAAGACAUACAGAUUUAACCGAACAACGCAUUUUUCAAAUUUUUCUUUUCGGCUGGUUUAGAUUUGUGGGGGAACAGGCUUAGAUCACUUUAAGCAACCAAGAUCAGAACUUUUAGUCAUUAGUUACAACCACUUUAUGCAAAUAUGGGAAAUGUGUACGUAAGAACAAACUUCUUGUACGUUGACUGGCCUUCCUUGCUGUAUUUUUACAUUGACGUCAACUAAAGUCAUUACCCGAACAAUGAUUUGUUUUAUUUUCUCAUGGAUUAGAAGAAAACUUCACAAAUGGGCUUUUACCCUACUAGCACUUUUUAUCAAAUUCCAUAAACUCUGACAAUACCGGCUCCUGUGAUAGAUAAGUAGACUUGCCCCAUCCGGCUAGUUCGUGGGUUGUGGGCGGUUGGACUCCCCUCUCAACACUCUAAUAUUGGUUUUAGUGAUUUUUCGUACCGUUUAAAUAUAAUGUUUGUAGGUAAAACCUGUCCUGUUAAAUUGUCUAAUGCGAUGAUGAAGGUUUCACAAAAAGACCAAAAUUGACUUGCAACACCAAAGUAUUACAGACUGUCAAUAUUGAUUUCUUUGUUUUCUUAAGAGUCGAGGCGUUUAAAUAGUUGGGCGUUUCGAUGACUUGACAAUAAGACUAUAAAUGUUGAAAACAAAGAACACAUCAAGAAUCCUCUUGCGGUUUUUAAAAUUUUGAAAGCACAAUAGCAAAUCGUUGCCAACGAUGACAGCGCAAUGAUGACAUUUUUGGAGAUACAUUAUCCAGGCCGGUAUUUUGACAGUAUAGAGUAGAGCGAUCAAAGGUUGAUAAAGCAGAGAGAUCAAACGUAACCAAAGACUCACUGGGCUGAAAAUCCCGGGCUGAAAAUUAAUGCACAACAAUCCCGCUAAUCCGAUAAUCUGGAGUCUCUAAAAUAAACCUUGAUCGAAUUGAUAAUGAAAUUGUUCUGAAUUGUUGGCGUCCCCUCCCCUAAACCGCAGGAUCUAUAUUUACCAAUAACUGAAGUCGAGAUACUACGCGUGUUAUGAUUGGUUAAAAUGUCCCUAAAAAAACUGGGAAAAACCAACUGAAUGGGUCAUUUAACUGACCCCGGGGGUUCUCCCUUAUGUGAGCCAUAUAAGUAUGUGCCGUCCCAAAAGGGUAUGGAUUUUGCGCCGCGUUGGUCUGAAAACGGAUAUAGAUUUUGCCCAUUUAGGUCUGGAAACAGGUAUAGUUUUCGAGACGGUGGUGUAUGAACGUUUUUGUCGUUUCAAUUCCAAAUAAAUCAGAGAGAAAGAAAUAUGCGAACUCGCGUUCUUACUUAAGGAAUGACGUCAUAAUUUCUUAGAGGUUGGGGCUGAAAACAGGUGUGAAAAAUGGCAUUUUUGGUCUGAAAUAGGGUCAGGAUUUGGAGAACCGGGUGGCACACCAAGAAUUCCCAGGAGACCCCUUCUUCCCCCCCCGGUGACUAAUUGUGCGGCACUUUAUUAGUAACAUUCGUAGCAUUCUUUCUCGUGUUUACUUGAAAUGUAGAAUUUCUGCAAACAUCUGCUUUCAAAUUUGUUUGUCAUAAAUAAACUCCACUCGCUGGGAGGUGAAUAUUGUUGAAUAGUCCGAGAUAGCGAACCAAUCAGAUUGCUCAAAUCACCAAGAUCAUUGAGUGUGUACAUACUACAUUGGAUAUUCCGCGCGGAGUUCGUGAGAUUAGCGUUAUUUAGCAGGGUGGCUCUUGGUACAAUAUAGAAUAGAAUUUAAUAUGAGAGUAGAAGUUCCACUGAUCCUGAUGAAUGCAUAUUUUUUACAACAGAAUUACUUGGAAAGAUAUGGUUACUUAUCGCCUGCUGAUGUGGAAAUAGGAAAAAAAAAGCUAAAUUCUGGAAAAGUUUCUGACGCCGUGCGAAAACUUCAGCAUUUCGCGGGGCUCAAUGAAACAGGGAAUCCGCUGGACCCAAGUACCGUAGAAUUGGUUACCAAGCAACGGUGCGGUUUUCGUGAUCUUGGCAAAACGGCGCAGUUUAAGAGGAGAAGGAGAUAUGCUCUACAUGGCACCUGGUGGCGUAAACAUGUAAGUCACCACCACGUACGAAAAACAGAAGUGAAUUGCGUUUUUUUUUCAGUUUUGGUUUAUUACGCAAUGCUGUUAAGAAGAUUCCAUGACGAGCCAAAAUACAGACCUUUACAUAGCCUCCGUAGCAAGCGUUUCCAGUCGAGUUAUCUCGCCCGGAAACGUUUGCUACCCAGGCUAACCUUUACAAUGUAGAUUCUAAGACGGGGACGACUACGAGUACGAGAAGUAGUGCUCCCACGUGAACCAGUGUUAUUUUGGCGGGAAAACGCGAUAGCCGUCGUCAUUCUACUACGAGUCUUAGCGAGAAUGUCGUAGUGGCGGAAACAAGUUAUCAAAUGUUAGAAGUUUUAUCAUUUUGCGAUCGAGAGAGAGCUUUUAAACCUCUUUCAUUAAAGGCAACAGUGCAAACCUUUCUAGUAAAAAAAAAUUACAAUGAAGCUUUUCGGGAUGUUUUUUUUGUUUUGAAUAGGCGAAAAACUUGGAGGCCCUUGAAGUCAAAUCUCGUUCUCGUCUUCGAAUCUUUUAAAGGUGUCAUUUCAAAAAAACUAAAAUUUAACGGAAACACACAAAUCUCCUAACAUCGCUUUUCUGAUACUAGAUGAUGAUGACUAGAUGAUUUGUUUCUCUUGUAGCUGGGCAUUUACGCACUUGAAUUUUAGCUGAUAUAAUAACGUUACCCUAUCUAAAGAUCACACCGGGAAACGCAACACCAACAAGGGCAAAAUCGAUAAAUCUUCACCGUCACCAAUUGUGCAAUUAGUGGAAUUAUCUUCCUAUAUUUAUUGUGUAAAAAAUUCGUCAACGUACUUGCUAACUUGUGCUUCACGGCAGCAGUAGCUCAGUAGGAAGCGCGCUUGUCCGAAGAGCGGGCGGGAGGUCGGUGAGUUCGAACCAAUAAGGUAGGGUUAAAAAAACUCAGAAACGAAGUAUAUUACCUUUGCCCUGCAAGAGGCUAGACCUUUGCGUGGCUCAGAUGACCAGUUAAAAUAGCGGCCCCAUCUCCAGCAGGAGACGUAAAAUUAGUGUCUUAAUUAGUACUUUUGUGCUAAAUACAUUGACACUCAAAUAAAGUGAAUCUGUUUUUAUUCUGAAACUUCGCCAGGAUUUAAAAUACAAGAUGGUGAAGUAUACAGCAGACCUGUCAGUGAAGGACGUAGACAAAACAAUUAAGGCUGCCAUGGACUUAUGGGCAAAGGUAACUCCGCUAACCUUCACCAAAGUGACGAGUGGACCAGCCGAUAUAGAUAUUUUCUUCGAUAAAGCAGUAGAUAAAGGAUACUCCUUUGAUGGAAGGGGAGGAGAGCUUGCGUUCGCCUACUUCCCUGGAAAUAAUGCAGGUACGUUUCUUGAACAUAUAUUCCGUCUCCAUGUACGAGGUAGAGUGAAAACGUAGGAACCUCUAUUCAUGGAACACCUGGAUCCAUUCAGAAUACAGACAAGUUGGUCCUGGAAAAUGUUCAUAUAAUCUUUGUAUUUGUUUCAUGUAUCGAAGGGACCCAUCUAUUCAGGGGAAAGGGACACUGUCUGGGUUCUGAAACCUAGGUUUAACCUCCGCUCAGUAGACACCUUAGCACUCCAAAACACGCACUCAGGAAAAGCACUCCCAAAAAGCCCUAGCAAACACAAAAAUCGUUCAUAAGUCAAAGUGUACCAGGCUAGUCACAAUGAGACCAACUUUCACAACAUGAACUGUCUCACUUAAAUCGAUGUACUGCAUUAAUUUGUGGGUAUUCAAUACAAAAUUACGCAGAAACUAGCUGCUUGAAAUAAUGACAUUUAAGAGUCUUCAUGGCCAAUAAGGUCACCAGGGCUUAACUGACAGAUGACCAAUAACAUCACGACUUAACUGGCCAAUCAUGUCAAUAACCAGAGUUUAAUACCAACAACUGACGUUAUACAACUCACUUUGACUCUGAAGAUGACUACCACACAGGUUGUCGAAACGUCAGUCACUGUCAACAACGACAGUCCUAUUCAGGACUAAGGUCACCCGGUCGAUCAUGUUUCACCUUCAAUAUUUUUUCUGUUGUUGUUUUUGUUUUUCUGGCCUACAACAGGACUUUUUGGGGAUGUUCAUUUUGACGAUGAAGAACAAUUUACCACCAACAAUAAGGGAGGAGGAGUGGAUCUUUUUUGGCUGGCGCUUCAUGAACUGGGGCACAGUCUGGGUCUUGAUCAUUCUUCAAAUAAGGACGCCAUCAUGUAUCCGAUUUACCGUGGCAGUCGUCCGGGACUUCAACUUCAUCGCGAUGACAUUUUGGGAAUUCAGCAGCUCUAUAGUGAGUUAAAGAAAAUAAUCUUUACUUUACUUUAUUGAAAUUCGCCACGGUGACUCAACAUGGUGACAGUACAUGAAACAGGACAUACGUCGCGGCACUUGAUAUCAAUCCCUUCUUUACCCACCCAGCCCAUGAAAGGUUGUACCACACCACCGGGGUCUAAGCCCUCUACUCUUUACGAACAGCAGUAUGGUUUUUUCUAAGUCCUCCAGAAUCAGAACAUCGAAAGACUGCUGUGAGACGGGACCUACACUAGAUUUGUGUCAGUUAAAUACAGAGGACCUUGCUUAACUUUAAAAAAUGGGCAAGAUCACUAAGGACGUUGAGAGAGUGUUCUGGGCGGGUGACCUUCUCCCACCCCACAUGAUUGAAUAAAGUCUAUUCUAAAAUCUUAAGAUCCACUGUCUUUGAAUGACGAUAUCUCAGAGUCCACAUUUCACCCAAAAAAAUCCAUCAUUUGAAAGUUCACUUUUGUUUUCACUGUCUUCGCGUCAAGGCAUUUUUGUUACAAUUUCCUGUAUUGGCCUUGAUUUGGUUUACCCAGACGACUUUUUAGGCCCGUAUUAGCUACGCCCCUGUCAUUUCAUACCGGGGAUUGGAAUUCCCCCUAGAUGUUUCGUUAAUGAACCAGGAGCCCAUGUCUUAUGAGCUCCUGUUUGAACUAAAACAAGAUUAUGAAGGUGCACAAAGAAUGAUUGUGAUUACUGACUGAUCCACAAAAUGAUCUUUGAAUAACAAGAGAGAGAGAGAGAGGACUUUCAAUAUGUUCUCCAAAUUGCUAACGAAAUCAUAGUAGUCUUCCUAGAUUUUUUUUAGGUUUUUUACUUCUUUCCUAACUAGACUGUAACUGUCUUCUUCAAGGACAAUUAACAGUAAUCCGUAUCAUUUAUUUUUGAGUUACCAUGUCAUAUCAUGGUAACCUCUUACCUUUCAUAUACCUGAAGCCUGCAAAAGGUACCCGGUCCCCCUCCGGGCGGAGUCCCCCCCCCCUUUAAGGCCAUUAUAGGGAGUACAUCCCCCGGACUAUUAGUUCAUCUAACCUAUUAUAGGGUGAGUCGUUUUCCCUGACACUGAGUUGUCUAUUUUUGUUCUUCAUUUAAUUUUUCCACUUUUGACAUGUUUAUUUUUUUCUUCCAAUCCGCCAUCAGGAGAGUCAACAAUCGCUAAAGUUACAACAACACCUCAAGUGCACACGACACGGCAGUCUAUCCCAGGAAAACCAGAUCCAUGUGACAGCACUCUUGAUGCCAUGGUAAUGACCGCUGAUAAGACUACCUACGCGUUUAAGGGCGCAUAUUUCUGGCCAGUUGGCGACUAUGGUGUUUUUACAGAAGCACUGAAGAUAUCCGAGUUCUGGGAAGGUCUAGAGGGUGAUAUUGAUGCUGCUUACACGAGACAGUAUGACGGGCUCACCUUCAUAUUUAAAGGAUCAAAGUGAGUAACUGUUCUUCUUCUUUAUCUUACUCUUUACCAUAGGCAGCUGCGCAGCAACAGAAAGUUUAACGUGCCAGUGUGCAAGACUGAUCGUCUUAAAAAAUCUUUUAUUGUUAGCCAUAGCCUAAGAAUGUAAAUAAAUUUGUUUAAGUAUGUAUAUUUUCCUAACACAAGGUUAUCCUAAGUGAAAUGUUUUUGUUAGAUUUGUACAUUUUUAUUAUUAUAGUUUUUUAAAUCCAUUUUAACUAUAACUUGUAUAUUAUACACGUAAUUCAGUCUGCGAGGUCAGGGGGGCUGUUUCUCGAAAGGCUCUGUAACCUUUCGGGCCAGAAGGCAAAUUUUAAAAUUAAAACCUGUUAAAUAGUAGCACAGGUCCAAGUUCACAAACCUGUCAAUUUUGCUUCGUUAAUUAACUGAUAGUUUAAUUGUAUCAUUUUCAAGAUUAUAGAAACUUUGAUGAUGAAUGCAAACACGGUAAACACAAGCUUUCCAGGCCCGAAAAGUUACCGAGACUUUCAAAAAACGGGCCCCUCAUGAGAACCGAUAAAACGUCGGAGUCGCUCGUAUCACCAAUUAUACUAUGGCUCAAAUCUUACAUAAUCUUAUAUGUAAAAGAUCCAUGGCCAGUGCAGAAAAACAACUUUUUCCAAUUUCGAAACAGACGUUUCUGGUUUUCGUUUUCGCGUGCUGGUUAGAGCUCACGUAUAAGAUUAGAAAAGUUUCCAUUUCGCUUCGGCUUUGACCACUCAGUUGAAAUAAUGGACGGGGUGAAUUUCCUUGCGUUUAGGACAGUCUCAAACUAGACACUCACUUUGGUUACCACCCUAAUUAAUUUGCAUUGCUUCCUUUCUACACUGUGAUUGGUUGACAGAUUUCGUGCCAUUAUCCAACUCAAUGUAACUGCCAUAUGUCAGCUUGCGUUUUCCCACGUUUUAGCCCAGUUUGCUGAUUGUUUCAUUGGAUAGUAAAAUCCCUUGAAUAUACAGGCCUAUUUAACGCUUAAUAAAACCGAUUGGUUCCUUCUUGCAAGGUCUCUAAUGUAGACAUGCUAGAGCCAGAUCUCACUUGAAGUGGGAAUUAGGACGAAACUGAACGCAAGGCAGGCAAAAUACAGCAAAGGGCUGAUUUAAUUGACGCCAAUAUUUCGGCUAACAAAAUUAGUGUUCCUCAGGGCCAGAGUUGCACUGAAAGGCUCUGGCCCUGAGGAAGGCUAAUUUUGUUAGCCGAAAAUAGGAGCCCAUGAAUUCCACAAAUAAAUCAGCCCUUUGCAGUAUUGCCAGCCUUGCAUUCAGAUUUGUUUUCAUUGAAUAGCUCGCGUAUGCUAUGGUUGCUUUAGAAUGGGGUUCCUUAAUCGCGGAAAUUCUUUCUCUUUGUAGGUACUGGACGUACAAAAACAUGAAUCUAGUGAAAGGGGCAUCAAACGUUUCAGAUCUAAACCUACCCAACGCAGUCCAUAACAUGGAUGCGGCAGUUGAGAGAGGAGCUGAAGGACACUUAUAUAUCUUCAAGGGCGACAAGUUUUGGCGUUACGAUGGUUAUAAGAAAAGCGUUGAUCCUGGUUACCCCAAGCUUAUUCGGUCUGUGCUUCCGGGUUUACAGAGAAACAUACACGCUGCUCUUCAGUGGAAAAAUGGCAAGACGUUCUUUUUCAAGGGGGAACGAUAUUACGUACUAGAUGACUCGUCCUGGCGCAUUCGGCAAGGUUUUCCAAAAUCGAUCUCAACCUACUGGAUGGGUUGUUCACCAGAGGGAUUAGCCUCGGGAAGAAUUUUACCGCAUGGCUCGGUAAGAAAGAAGAAGCAGCAGAUUCCCGCAAAAAACAAUGGUGUCCAAAAGAUUAAAGGUGGAUUUGUAAUGAUAACGAUUUUGUACCUACUCAGUCAGUAUUUGUAGAUUAAUUAACAAAUCGAAAACAAUUUUCAAUGGUCUGUACUCUAAUCGACCAUAAAAAUGAUGUUAAAAAAAUUGUUGUCGAUUUGUGCUAGGCCUGGAUACAAAAUACCGAAAAAUGUCCUAAAAAUCUAUCUGGAAAUUCUCCAAAAAUGUCUAUAAAUCCCAAUUUUGCCUAUAAAAAUCUCGCAAUUCAUUCUAGAAAUCCCGAUUUACCACAAUUUUUUUCUGAAAUAAUGACAUAAUUUGCAAAAAAUGCGGUAAAUGGUAAUAUAUUUACUAGACAAGUAUGUGGUUCGUCUAGUUUACAUAUAUAGUAUACACACGAUAACGACAGUAUAAGCACUGAGUAGAGUUUGACAUUUCAUGUGGCCUAUAACCGAACUUCUUAGUUAGAACCACCCACCCAAAUUUGUUUUUGUCUUUUUUUUUUGGCUAUCGGCUGUAUGUUUCCCAAACAUUAUCGUCUAAAAAAUCCUAAGAUUUUCUUAGAUUUUCAAAAAAUCCUAUUUGACUCUAAAAAUCCCCCCCAAAAUCUGGAUUUUUGGAUCUAGGCCUAGUCUAGCUGUACUCUUUUCGAACAUUCCUCUCGACCAAUUAGCGCACGAGAAAUCACUCAGUUGUUGUAAAAACAAAAUUGGACUAAUGUUCCUUUGCUGGCUGCCCCUAUCAAGAAAAUGAUUUUUAAAAAAAUCCCUGUGUAAAUUCCUAAUAGAUUACUGACAAAUCUAAAGCAGUUUAUUUAUUUUUUAAGCCGUACUUUCAUUCGUAAAGAGACCAUUAUUUCCAAGGUAUAUCUCCUUGCUGAAAAAGUCUCAGUGUCCGCUAUCGCGCACAAUGCGGUACUUUGUCAGUCCACAUAUAUUGAAACAGCAUCAUUGAAAGAUACAUGUGUCUCAUGAAAAAAAAAUUCCACGAGUAUUUUCGACUACUCUCUCUGACCGUCUGUUUUAAGGCACUCAGACUUAACGCAGAGACAACCCUGAGACGAGAAUGGCAACUUUGUAUCAAUGUUAUAUCUUCUCUCUAAGAAAAAUGUUUCCAUUAUGACCUAUAUCCAGAGUAAAAAAUAUACACAAGUGUACAGGUUUUAAAUUAUAUUUCUAUCGUUGUUUUAUAUAUUUAUCUCUAAGAGCAAAGUUUAUGCGUCGGAUAUAAAAGCGCGUCGAUUAUAUCAGAAAUAUGAAACAAUCACUGCUGAAGAUUUUUGUAGAACUACAUCAAACACUCAUAUACUCGAACACCGAGAAUAAGUUUUAAAGGGCCUUUGAGCCGUAAAAUGUUUUGUUUCUGAUUAAAGAUUACCUGACUAGCGUUACAAGUAAUAUAUAAUAAUACGCUAACUUCUUCCUCUAAGAGGUCCCCAGAAACGUAUACGAAAGAGGACUUAAACCUACUAAACUUUAACACUGACACUUAAUUCUUUCACUAUGUUCAUGUGUACCUUCCUUGCGGGACAUGAUCAAGUGCUAAAAGUUCUUGUGGGAUCAAAUUCUUGGUUUGAAACUACUUGACAAGACGGUUAUGUUCUGUUGAGGAAAUAAGUGAAAUAGUGUUUUUUCGCAGAAGUCGCAUGUAAAAAUUGUUAAGUUCCCAAUGGAGAGAAAGGCAUUUCUAAUUCUAGUCAAUCUACAAGGCCGCCGAGAUAUCAGCUGCAAAGCAGCAAUACCUAAGCAUGAACUACUUUGAGUGAAUUAUUUUAACGUGUUUAAAAGCUUUCUGUACCAAUAGCUCUGUACAUAUUUAUACCCAGAGUUUUUUCUAUUUUUUUUUAUAGAAUUGUAUUACGGAUUGUGAUAAUGGUUAAGAUGUAUAAAUUGUAAUUGGUAACAAGAAACAAUAUGAAGAAAAUAUUUUUAUGUAUAUAAUUAUAUAUAUCUUCUUAUUCUAUUACGCUCUAGUCCUUCUAUUGAGCACUCUGCCGAUAGGCGUGCAUACGUAUCAAGUGGUAUACAUUUUCAUUUACGUAUCAGUGCCAAACUACUUCUCCUGAUAUGUGUUGUUUAUUUUAUCAUGAUUAUUUUAUAAGAGAAAAGAAUAUAUAUAUUUUUUUAAACCAGAAAGAACAGAAUAUUAAAAAAGCAAAUUAAAAGGUUAUUCAGUCAGUGAUGGACGUUGUUUAUCUUUUAGUGUUGCAGUUUCCCCUCUUGGAAACAAACGUUGUUCACCAUUUAUAAAAUGUUUCCGGAAAAUACGGUUGAACAGUACAUGGAAUACUGUUUUUCGGGUCGUUUCUUUAGAAAAUGUCCGAAAGCAACGGGACUUCUGAAAGGUAAAUAAACAAGUCGUACUGUUUUCCCGGUUCGGAAGGGUCCAAACAGAAAUUCGUGUUCCGGCAUUUCUGUUUAAAGCAGUUUCAAGUAUACGCCACCUGCGGAAUCGCCCAUAAUGCACCUUGUUCUCAAUCAGUUCUCUUGGAGUCUUGGGACGGCUGUAAUAGCCAGGAGAAAUGAAAAACAAAGGUUAUGCAAGGCAAAUAAGGUGUAUUAUGGGAGAUGUGCAAGUGGCAUAUUCACGACCGUUUUCUGGCAAAUGGAAAUACGAAAUUUACUAGACACGUCCAGAAUUUUGCUUACCAUGUCCCACUGAACUGUAAACCGACCGGUUUUACCCAUGUAAAUGGUAAACAACCACCUGUUGGCACUUUGAAAUCCCAUUAAAGACCCUUAAAAUUACUGCACCGUUUUUGAACUGUUUCUAAUCGGAGAAAAAGAAGUGAAUAGCCCAGGUUAGAGCCCAACUUCGUCCUCCAGGCUUCUUCCCUUCGAAAGUUAGAAAGACUUUUCCGACGCGAGCCUUGGGGAAGAGGUUGCCCAGAACUGAUCCUGCACCCCCUUACCCCCCCGAAGGGGGGGGGGGGGGUACACCCUUAUAUAAGCCAUAUACCUGAAAAACGUUUUGUCGGCCCAAAGGGUAUAGCCUUGGUUUGGUCGGAAAACAAGUACAGAGUUCAAAAAUGGAUUUUAAUUUUUUUUUUUUAUUGCUGUCCUAGUCUAAGUAAUGAUGACAUAAUUUCUUAGUAGCCAGGUCUGAAAACGGGUAUUAAAACGGUCAGGUCUGAAAACAGGUGUGAAAAAAUGACGGUUUUUGGUCUCAAAUACGAUCAUGAUUUGGAGAACCGGGCGGCAUACCCCCACCAAGAAUUCCCACGUCUACCCCCCAGGCACCUUGCACAGUUUUUAUAUCCUCUCUCGUUAUGACGCCACACUAACAGUGUUUGUCGACAAACACUGAAUAGUGGUGGAUUCAUUUGCAGAAUACAGGUAUAACUGUAACGUUUGUAUGCUGGAUUUUUAUUUCAUUUCUGAGCUUAAGAACAUUGAGAAAAAAAUUCAUGUGGCAAAUGCAACGGUAAGACGGGUAUGCUGCUCGGGGGGGGACUCCCUAUAAUGGCCCCCACCAGUUACUAAUCGGCUCCUGCCUAAACUAAUGGAUAACAGAUGCGUUUUAUCGUGGCUGCAAAAAAGUCGAGAAAACUUUCUGGUUUGUAAUUUACUGUAUAUUUUACAGACAGUGCAUUUACAAGAGAUACAAAGUUCUGAGAGGGGUACCAUUUGUUUGGAGCCCAUAACGGCUCCUGCAUUUGUCCGAUAUAAGGUACACGAAAGGGGUACCGUUUCUGUCUAAAAUGGUUUAUAAAAGGGUAAGGGGUUGGACCUCGGAGCGGGGCCUCCCAGUAUAAAACUUUGAUGAGUAGCCUUCCCCCCGCGCCCCGAUGAGAAAAUGAAGGAUUAUUUUUUUUUAUCUUUAGCCAGUCUAAUUCUAUACAGAUACCCAAAAAAGAUGGAGAAAAGCAAUUUUUUUUCCCUGCGUCCCACGGCGCAGAGAUAUCAGAAUGUAGGAUUAAAUUUCCUUGACUGACAGAUCAAUGCUCGGACAAAAACUAGGCCAACAGCAGCUGGGAUACUAUACUGUCUAAACGGGCUUCCGCACACCAGUGUAUGGAAAGUAUACCAAAUAUGGAAGGUUCAUAGUACACCAACUCGGCGGUAUACCUUGUUUGGUGAUCCUGUUUUCUGACCAUUUGAGCACAAUUACACGGUGGCGCUCUCUGAUCUUUCAGCUUGUUAUAAGCCGCAGCACCCAAAAGUAUAAAAAAAGCAAAGAAAGCAAAGAAAGAAUUGUCAAAUAAAAGUUGAUAUUAUUUUUUCAGCUUUCGGGGCGGGGGAGGAUGAGGUAGAGAGGGUGAUCUUAAUUUUUAUCAAAAAGCCAUUAAUUGACAAUUGCAAUAGAGCAAAUUCACGUUAAAAUCAUUGGUUAUGCUUUGAGUAAAAACAGAUUUCAUCAAACAAAUCAGUCGUGCAGGCGCCAUCUGUCUGUAUGAGAGCGGCAGGACACUAAGCGCCCGGCGGCUGUAUUUGCUUAUAUGGACUAUUACGUACGGGGAUAUGCCGCUGGAUUGGGAAUGGUUUAUGCCCUCUCUGUCCUAAAAGGAGUACAUAAUUACCGCAAGAGUCUGUCCUAAACAGGGUAUAUUUUCAUACGGGUCUGUCCUUUAUAGCCAGGUCUUUCCCGAAAACUGAUCACAGGGGGUGGUAAAUCCAGCCUAAACCAUCGGCUCCUGUCUAUAAAACUAACACUUGUAAUUCGGUACAGAUAAGUGUGGAUUUCUCCUGUUAAUAACAUUAUUUUGAAACAAAUUAGGUCAUAUUUGAAAAAAAAGCAGUGAAGCUGAACAUUAUCAUGACCUUUGACGUCACCAUACUCCAAGACAUACUUCCGGGCAUAAAAUCCAUUGUUCUGCGCCAAGAUCUGCGUAGGUACAAGUGUCACGUAAAAAAGCAGAGUCACCCACACCUACACAAGGCCAUUUCUUCUAGAACCCAUGAGAAAAAGGUUAUUUUGUGUUACCGGCUGGAGACUCUCUGAACAAAACCCAUCAGCUUAUAACAUUUAAUGUCUUCAGUAUUUACCUAAUUCACUAUCGACGUCUUUUAGGCAAAUGCAUGUACACUGUACAGCGGGCAUUAUCUGUCUUAUCUUCGGUCGCGAUGAUAGGCGCAGUUCUUUCUCCAAAAAUAUUAUUACACCGUAUUGCAGACAUAAUUGAGAAGACAGAAUAAAUAUCUAAUAAUAUUUCACUUGCAAACUUUCACGAAUUAAGGUACAUAUCUCCUUCAUCGAUCAUAAACGAUCAUUUGUGGUACAUGGAUGAUUAAAAAUGUUAACUGACUCGCCCAGUCUUCGAGUACAGAGUCACGGGACUCCAAUAAAGAUCAACCCGGUUUUCAGUUUGUUUUGUUUUGUUUUGUUUUUUUUCACGAGAGAAACAUCUACUCAGUCUGCUAAGAAGGCUAUGUCUCCCUGUAUACUCAGAAAACAAAUAUCUGGCAAUUUUUAAUCGAAAGUCUGGAAACAGGUAAUUUGGCGGGACUGACGGACACAUGAGCAAUUUUUGGGAUCAAUUAUAAAAGGCCGUAAAUACAAGACUACGUCACCUAGCAUCUUUGGUAAUGGAAUGGGCUCUUUUUCUUGGACAAUUGCAGCUGGCAAAUUAAAAUUUUUUAACUGUGAAAUUGAUCGGUUUGACAGACUUUCACUGCUGGAAGAGGGUCAUAUUCUCAGACGUAUGCCAAGAUCGGUGCCAAGACGAUCUGUCAUCCACGCACGAUAAGUACGUACGUUGGGUGAGUAAAAUGUCAUGUGAUCUCUUCUUCACUAAAACGUGCCAAGCUUAUCUUACCAAACAUGGAAACGAUAUUGGAUAACGGAAGCAGUUCUUGUCACGCUCAAUAGCCUAUAAAAUCCCCGCUUCCACACUGGUAAGCCGACCCUUUACUGAUCGUUGUUUGUGGAGAGUGUUCAGUUGAGAGGAAGAAUAGUUUGCACGGAUCGCUACUUGCAAAGUGAGAGAUCACGCUUAUUAUCACCACGUCUCUAAGAAACUGAGACCGAAGAGCAAAUUUCACGAAAGACCAGAAAAAGCGGCUGUUCUCAAAACACCAACGGGGACGAUCGUUAAGAAAGAUUUCAUUGAUCAUUUCCUGUCUCAAACAAGAAGAAUUUGCAGACAUUAACGCCAAUGGAGAUUCUUGUUGGCUUUGCGACUCGAUUUGCCUUCGUAGUUUGCUGCUUGAUUUGUCUACAUAAACCCACUGAGAGUAGUCCAGUAAGCUCAAGACUUGUCGCAGGAGGAGUUGUAAGUAAUAUUUAACUUCUGUCAUCAAUGCAGCUGUGGUUAUUUUCAUUAUUUAUUCAGAAAGUGUUUGUCAUGGAGCAGAAACAAAAUUUCCUCAUUUACGUACGUUGCCAGUCGUAAUUGAAAACCGAUCUGAAAGUACUGAUACGUACAUCUGGUACAUUGUCUAUGACCACGCGCGCCGGUUCAAGAAUCAGACAGGAAUUUUGUAUACUGCUAUCAAAGGAAGUCACGUCUUUGCCAUGGAUAGGUGCUCACUAAUUAAAAAAUAAGUUUGUACAAUAAACGUUGUAAGCCAGAAUAACAGUUACGGCAUUCCUCAACUCUCGAUCAAGGCUGAUCUAGCAUAAAUGGCGUUAGCUCAUGUGUGACGUCACGGUUGAGCUGCAUCUUUCUCUAAGCUAGCCAAGAGGGUAGAGCCAGAAAAGCGUGGCAAAAAACCUUAAAUAUUAAAGUUUCGUAACACAUAGGAAGUCGUGUAGUGUUCAUGACACUGCUGGGUAAGAUGCGUGCCUUCACGAUGCACAAGUGGUGGGAACUGGUGACCUUUAAGACCUUUUCCAACAGCGCUUACGGGUUUCUUUUGGUUUUCCCAAUGUAAACAUCUUAGAAUUUCACAAUACGCACAAAAACUAUAACGCUAAAUAAAUAAUGACAAAAUACGGUCUCAGAGUGAGACAUUUUUCAUUUUGUCGUUAUCUCGAAAUCUUCUUCAAUAGUCUGAGUAAUAUUGAAUAUAUGAAUAUUGCUAUUAAUAUCUUAUAAUAUUAUUGACUCUAUUUUUUAAAAUUUACAAUGUAAAUUCAACGCAACCGAUCACCGGACAGACAAAUUUCUGGCUUUUGACUGAUGUAGGCUGAAGAUUUCUAUUCUCGGCUAUAAUUCACUACUGUUUGUUUCUUGACUUUUUUUUAAUUUCGUUAACAGAUUAACGCAUUGAUCCGAUAUUAUGCUUUAUGAUAUGUUUUUAUUUUGGAGUGAAAGUGUUAAUCUUAGAUAAAUACAAUAUUACACAAACUGUAUUGCUUUUUUUUUUUCACUUAAGAAAACAUGUGAAUGCUUUGCAUUUCUCUCCCGCUGUCUCCUGUGAUAGUGCUAUUUUAAAAUCAUCUUUUUUUAAUGGAAAAUGAAAAUCAAAGAAUAUGCAAAAACAAACUGAAAUGUCAUCUGAAACGGAAAACCGCAUAAUAACAGGCCGUGAUCUAGCAUUUUAACAUGAUUGACUAAACAUGCUAAAAGAGUAGCCUGCGUAGCAUGGCGGUUUUGUCGAGCCGGGCGCACGAGCGGCGUAGCCGCGAAAUUCGCGCGCGAAGCCGCGAGGCGCGCCCAACCAAAACCGCCAUGCUACGCAGGCUACUAAAAGAGCGAUACUGCUUGGAAAUCUCAAAAUCCUCUGUAAACAUUAUAUUUCGGCGAUGAUAAGAAAUUUUACAAGAGCGAGUCUUAAAAUUGAGUUUCUCCCACAAUAUUGAAAGUUACUUUCAAGAUGAUCGGUCACAUCUUUCCCUUCCUCUUUCAAGUGAUGUCAUCAUUAAAAAUCAUCAGUACGUCAUGUACACAUGAUGUAAGCGUUAACCUGAGAUCAGGCUCUAUUUUCGUUUCGCUUUGUAAAUGACAUUCCGGCGGGCAUGGCGAAACGAAAAUGUGACUGACUGAUAAUGAACCUGCAAGAACGGUUACCUUUGAAAAAGUUUUUUUACUAUUCUUAUUUUAUUUAUUUAUUCAUUUAUUCAUGUACUUAUUUACUUGUAUAUUUUCUUUGUGCAAUAGGAUUGGCUAACAAGAUAUGGAUACUUAGUACCCAGUGAUCCGAGAACAGGGAAUCUAAGAACCCAACAAGACUUGGAAAAAGCCGUCAAAAUGCUUCAGCGCUUCGCCGGUUUACGAGAGACCGGUCAGCUAGACGAAGCAACGCUCAAACAGAUGUCACAGUCCCGUUGUGGAGUAGCGGACUUUGGAAAGACUGAUAACAUGCGAAGAAAGAAACGCUACACUUUGCAAGGGACAUAUUGGAAAAAGAAGGUGAUGCAUACAGGCUAUCCAGUGUUGCGGGAAAAAGAAAAACAACUUACAAGCGCUGAUUUCUCUUAGGAUGUUUCUCUUUGUGUUUCUCGUUGGAAAAUUCUGAUUUGGAUGUUUAAGAACCCAAUAUCCUCCAGCCGUUUUCUUAAUCUUUCUGUAUUUCAAAUCCAAGGUCUUUUCUUGAGACAUUAUAUUGUUGACUCUAACAUCCGUAACCUGUAAAUUGGCUACCGUAGAGUAUCGUGCACAAAAAAGAUUUUUUCCCUUCAUAUUGUUUUCAUAUCAGUCGUUUUCAAAUCAUUUUCUCCUGCCGCGACAUUGGACCCGCGACCGCGACUUUGGACCCGCGACCGCGACAUUGGACCCGCGACCGCGACCUUGGACCCGCGACCGCGACAUUGGACCCGCGACCGCGACAUUGGACCCGCGACCCGCGACCCGCGACUAUUAGUCAAACUCGGACGUAGACUGCGAAGCAGUCCGCGAACUUUUGCGUAGGUCAAGAACGCGGGAGGGGUCAACAAAAGUCCUGAAGCGUCCCUGGAGCGUGGGUGAAAACCGCGCAAACAUCUCACCAAAAACCAAUUUUAAGGGAAAAGCCCACUUUUUGAAGUCUAAGCUAGACUCGUACUCUUUUACAAACUCUGUUUUCCAUUGUAUUUUGUUUUCACAGGAAUUGACGUACAAAAUCAAAUCUUUCACAUCAGACAUCAGCGAUCGAGAGAAACAGCGGCAGAUUUUCAAGCAAGCAUUUGAUUUGUGGUCCGGGGCGACGAACUUGAGAAUCAAAGAAGAUAGAUCUUCGGCUGACAAGGAUGUUGAUAUUCACAUAAGUUUUGAAAGUGGAUACCACGAUGACGCUUAUCCGUUUGACGGACAGGGUGGAACAUUAGCACACGCCUUCUAUCCACAUAACAACUUAGGUGAACACAGUUUUAAAUUCAAUUUCAGUUUUUGAUAGACUGACUGCUGCCGGAAGGCUAUCUAAGCCCCAAGUUUAUCUACCCGAGAAGUCUGUAGAGUGAAAAUAAUGAAAACAAGUCGUAGUCAAAAAUAAUUACAAGAAAUACAACCUGACUAACUAAAUCAGAUCAUAACAGAUGAAUCACUGUUUUUGUAAGACCAAAACCAAUGCAAUUUACUUCGGCCAAUCACAACGCAAGGAAAUUUCGUCAACCAAUCAGAAACUAAAGGAAAUGUAUGCGGCAGAGGCCAAGCGCGGGAAAACACUUGCAUAAGUAGUUGUUUUUUGACUGGUUGAGAAAGAGACGCUAACUUUUCGGCCAAGAACAUUGCGUAGCAAUCACAUAAACUUAAGGAACCGACGAAAUUGCUAUGUUAGCUUUCUAGUCUUCAGUAGAAACCGUCAUAAUAGCAAUUUUAGGUUUGACUUGUGACACAUUAGGGCCAUUUAUACGAGGAAAAAUAAGACGCGUCUUACAUAAGACGCGUCUUAAAUAAAACGCGAACUUUCCGUAUAAACGGCACAUUUCGUCUAAAAUAAGACGCGGCUUAGCUAAGACGCGUCUUAUUAGAUAAGACAUGCUCGUAUAAAUGGUACAGUUCGCGUCUUAUUUAAGACGCGUCUUAUGUAAGACGCGUCUUAUUUUUCCUCGUAUAAAUGGCCCUAUUGACUCUUGUUAUCCGAAUCAUAUUGCUAAAAGGUGCACAUAUUACUUCUUAGUAGUAUUUCGGUCAGGCCUGGAUGAAGUGAAGGGUUGGAAUAUCUCAUCGCGAGACAGAGUUUUGGCUAUUAAUCCCGGUUAGGUAAUAAUUGAUGUCCUUUUGUUUUCGCUUCAGGUCUUUCGGGUGACGCCCAUUUCGAUGAUGACGAGCGAUUCACUACCGGGACAAGCAACGGUGUCAAUUUGGACUGGGUGGCGGUUCAUGAGUUCGGACACAGCCUGGGACUGGAACAUUCCAACGUACGGGAAUCUAUCAUGUACCCUUGGUACAAGGGAUAUAAAGCUAAUAUUCAGCUUACUUCUGAUGAUACUCUAGGAAUACAAGCGCUCUAUGGUGAGUUAAACAGUUUUUGUGUGUUCAGGCUUCACAAAAAGUAGCACAGUUCAGGUCAGUCUUCAUUCAUUCACGCAAAUAAAACACAUUUUUAUAAAAAAAUGGUUGUAUUCAAGGUCUCGCCGUCAUAAGUGAUCCGGUUAAAACGGGAAGCAACUUCUUUUGCUAUGGUGCAAUACGUUUUCCUCACAAAGGAGUGUUUUCAUUUUCACACAGAGAAUGUAAAAACCUACAAAAAGCCAGUUUACGAAAAAAAAAAUUCAUUUAAACUCUCCAAUUUUAAAGUGUGUGUUUUUUUGUGCUAAAAGAUUUCGACCAAUCAUAAGAGUUGCAAGUAACAGCCAAGAUAAGUUUACAAUUUUACUUUUUUCUUAGACUCGACGAGUUUUUGUUUAAGGAAGCUGGAUAGAAUACAAAGGAAUUGAUAUACAAGCUGCUUUGCGAAGAUUUCGAACUAAAAAUUUGAUGUUUAAACCAAUCAGAAGUGUAGUAGAGACAAUAUUAAAGAGAGCGUUUUUUUGCAUUCUGACGUGUUCAUGAUAGCGUGUGGUUCUUUCCUUCUUAUCUUCGCCAUUACUAAAACGCUCAGUUAAGAAUCCAUGUAAAAUGACAGCUCCCAAAUUAUAGAAGCAUCGUAGUUGUCCAUCUGCUUUGAAAGGGACCUGCGUUCAGGACAUUUAGCUUCUUCCAACUCAGAUUCAAAUUGUGAUUUAGCAAUGAAGAUUAAGUACAAUAUUUUACUUAAUUUCUGUUUGUUAAAACUCUUGUUCCUUUUUUCUUUCAGGAAAACCUGUUAGGACACAGCCUACAGAUUCUUCCAUUACGACCAAACCGGCAUCCACUAAACCUCCCCUCCCCGAGGAAAAGGAUGUGUGCUCAAUGUAUUCCUACGACACAUUUUUUCUCGCCCCAGAUGGAAAAACGUACGCGCUUAAAGGCACGCAGUUUUGGGUUGUAUCGUCAGAUCCCGGUGCGGGUUUGGAAAGUGGACCCCACAAGGUUUCCGACCUGUGGAAGGAACUUCCGACCAAGAUAGAUGCCGCCUACAAGAAAAGCGCUAGUAGACUGGUUUUCUUCAGUGGUUCAAAGUGAGUCACUUUUUUAGUCGUUGAUCUAGAAAAGUAUAGGUUUCCCUUAAAAAAAUGAAAUUAUUCCAGAGCUUGAAGUUGUUUUUUAACCCAGCAAAAGUUGCUACUCCCUUAUAAUAGAGCGACCGAGAGUAAUUCAGUUUUUAAUCCGUGUAAAGAACUUCUAAAGUACUUGCAAAACUAAUGUAACAGAGGAUACUCUUUGUAUCUUUUAUUUUGUCUCUCGCUUCGGGGCUAUAUUUUUACGUGUUAGCUGCUGUUGCAGAUUUCCUGCGCUUGCCAAGGGUUGCAUAUUUUCCCUAGAGAAUUGCAGGGUAGCCAGCUCAGAACCAUUUAUACGUGGAACAAUAAGACGCGUCUUAUGUGUGUAGAGACAAAAACAGUAUAAAUGGCGCUAAAUUCCGUUGCGUGAUUUACACACGUUUGGCCUUCUAAUAUGUCUUCAAAAAACAAACUUGAUGGAAAAGUUCUAGUCAGUUCUACAAGUAUCGUUAAUGUCAAAACAUAGCAGUGUGGUAUAUAUUUCACCAGACCAAACUUUUUUUCCUGCAUCUUUUGGAUAUAGGAUGCUAAGCGGCAUGGAUGGUGCGUUUUUCAUACAGGGUCCCAAACCUGCUCAAACUAAGAAAAACGUAUCAUGGCAUUUUUAGGGAGCGCAGAAGCCGCCCUAGACCCCUAGGCAGUUUCUCUUGCCCCUUUGUGCGCGCGCAGUCUAUGAAAGAGUAGGUGAGUCCCUCUCGUUGACGUCACAGCUCACGGUAGAGUCCAGGCCUCGGUUGUUUAAAGGCUGGAUAGCGCUAUCCACCGGAUAAAUCACUAUCCAGUGGCUAGUGCAAUAGGUUUCCCUAAUAUUUAUCCGCUUGAUAGUGAUUUAUCAAUUGGAUAGCGCUACCCAACGUUUGAACAACCGGGGCCAGGAUUGACCGAGGCGAGACGUCUUGGGACUAGGCUGGGGCAAGUUUGGUAAAAUGCACGCUCAGUCGAGUGAAAAAUCUUUUUUUGACACGUAUUUCUAUUUUCACCCAAGGUUUUGGCAGUAUUACUACUAUAGUGGAAGAAAGCAAUAUACAGUUGAAAGCAACGGCCUCUCCAUCACACAAUUUAGACUACCAAUGGAAUUAGCUAAUAUGGACGCUGCUUUUAUCUGGGAAAGAAACGGGCGAACGUACUUCUUCAAAGGAGACAAGUACUGGCGUUUUUAUGGAAACAAAAUCGAUUAUGGAUAUCCGAGAAGCAUAAGCGUUUGGAAAGGACUUCCCCAAAGGAUUGAUGCAGCUAUGAAAUGGAGGAAUGGAAAAUCUUACUUCUUCGCGGGGCCAAAGUAUUAUAGAUUUGACGAUUUUAACGUUCGCGUAGAGGCUGACUACCCACAGAGCAUCGCCUUGAAGUGGAUGCGAUGUAAAAAGGACAACAUGGAAGUUCCAAAACCCACUGAAGCAACGGUUAACGCGACACAAGGAUGCGCUUGCACACAAACUUGUCCGCACUCUAGCUCGGGAAUUUUCCAGCCUCGUUUUUUUACGCUUUUUUCGUUGCUUGUGGUUGCAAAACUCAACUUUUAAAUUCUGAGCUUUCGCACGGGUAAAAGGUCCACAGAAGGACGCCUCAAGAAAGAAAGAAAAAAAUAACCCGUGUUGAACUCCUGUGAAAAUUAUGACUAUGACUCAACGUUAACAACGAGAGACCGUUAAGUUCUUGUAACUUAUACUAGACAUUGAGCUAGUCCUACAUUUGAAAAUCGCGAGAAUUGUGGACUCACGCGCCUAUCUUAACUCCCGCGUAAACUAGGACUCUCUCGAUUUUUAAGCAGAGCUUGCUCGACGCAGGAAACGCGCUACGCCAGCUAUCAGGAUAAAAGUUCUUGUCGUCUUUUCUAAGGAUCAUUUCCGCAAAAUUUCUCAUUCUUAUUCGAGAACUACCUUCGGUUUCAAAACAACACUCUGCGAGCAAACUCUUCACUUGGGAAAAAUCGUGAAAAGUCUUGCGCGAGUUUGCAACUCGAAUUUAUGGAGAGCAUGCUUGCAGUUUAUCAACACCGUGGGCCUGUACUAUAUUUAACACUUUUACCACGCAUUAGUUGUACAUAAUAAUAACCUUUUUGUAAAAAGAUCCCGCUGACAGCAGUUUCGUAAAUUUUGCAAUGGAUUCUGUAAACUACUAAUAUUUGAUUUAAUCAACAAAUUCAA